Molecule: messenger RNA, 912 nt
Organism: Diaporthe citri
Lineage: Eukaryota; Fungi; Ascomycota; Sordariomycetes; Diaporthales; Diaporthaceae
Exons: 1
Coding region: 1-912 (303 amino acids)
Source: RefSeq, a predicted model, not a curated record
AUGGUAUUCCAUCGAUUUCAACAGCUCCCAGCCGAGCUGCGUCUACAAAUCUGGGAGUUCGCCAUUGACGAAUCACUCCUCAUCGACGGCCUCGUCACCGACGGACAGAAGCCCAUCUGUCGCAUUGUUGCACCCCAGGCUGAGUCCGAGUCCCCAAGGGCUCCCUUCAAGCUAGUCGUUCCGGAGGAUCUCACAAUAGGACACGUCUGCUGCGAGUCACGGGAGGUCUUGCGUCGCUGCGGCCGACUCAACAGCUCACGCAGCUAUAUUCCUACAACUGACGUGGUCUACAUCGACGAUUACAAUGACUGGGUGAGGCUGGGCAGCAGCUCGCUGCGCCAGGUCCGCCACAUCGCCAUCUCGGCUCAAUUCUGCUAUGACCUGUUGGAGAUACAAGGCCCGUCGCCCACGGCCCUUGCACAGCUUGGCUGGCGCAGGAACCUCCCCAGAACCUACAAUUCAGACUUCUUUGAGCAUGUGCUUGUAUGCUGCCGUGAGAUCGAAAGCAUCACGAUCGUCCUUCCACCGCUCGAGGAGGACAUGCCACACUACGCCGACCAUUUGCCUCAGGCAAUGCGCCCUGCUUUCCUGAGGAUCGUGCCUUACUCGGAGGUCCAGAGGAUUCGGAUCGCGGGGCCCCAUUCCUACACGACAUGGUUGAGAGGAUCUUCCAACGCCAAGCGCCGGUAUCUUGGGCCAUUCAUCAAAGACGUCACCGAGGUUUGGGAAAAGCACCUUACUCUCCUCUUUGUCCCUGAAGACCAGCGCCGAGCCGUCACUGUACAGGCUGGAGUUUUCCAGUACCUCGAGGGACCGUUCAAGGGCGCAAUGAGGUUGUCUUCGAUCUACAAAGAUACAGGAGAGAUGGAAGAGGAGAAUCAGCCUGCAGAUCAGGAUGAGAUCAGUUCUUGA